This is a messenger RNA of Podarcis lilfordi (Lilford's wall lizard), 5658 nucleotides long. Lineage: Eukaryota; Metazoa; Chordata; Lepidosauria; Squamata; Lacertidae. The record is from the annotation of a GenBank genome assembly.
AUGGCGGCCCAGCGGAGAGACGCGUUGCCUCUGGAUCUCCAGUUCCGGGCUGGGCUGGAACGAGGGGCGAAUUUAGCCCUGAAAAUGGAAGACGCGGAGCCGGCGGGCUUGAAGCAAGAGGUGGAAUUGGAGGGGCAGGGUGCCAGCCCCAGUGCCGGCCAGACGGGGUCCGACAGGCAAGGCCCAAGAUGGAGAGGACCGCAGCACAUCAAACAAGAACCAGAGGAUGGGAUGUCGUCGCAGCAGUGGGAGGCACAAUGGCAGGAGUUUCUGGGUGGGGUGCAGUCUCCUCGCUCGGGAUGGGGGUCCCGACAGCUUCCGGGCACCACCUCGUGGGGGGACAUGAAGGCACCCGUGGCGCAUUUUGACGGGGGAGCCACGACCAGCCACCGGCCCGCGGAAGGGCACUUCAUCCCCCCACCGGCCGGCUUUGACAGGACGGGGCCACCGGCCACCCGAGAUCAGAGGAAAGUGAAGGAGGAGAUGGAGAGCAGCGAGGACCCCACCGGCACCGAGACGAACCGCCAGCACUUCCGGCAGUUCCACUACCAGGAGGCCGAGGGUCCCCGCGAGGUCUGCAGCCGCCUCUGGGACCUGUGCCAGCAGUGGCUGAAGCCGGAGAGGCACACCAAGGAGCAGAUCCUGGAGCUGCUGGUGCUGGAGCAGUUUCUGGCUGUCCUGCCCCCGGAGAUGGAGGGCUGGGUCAGGGAAUGCCGCCCUCACAAUUGCGCCCAGGCGGUGGCCCUGGCAGAGGAUUUCCUGCAGAGGCACCAGGAGGAGGGCAGGCAGGACCAGAAGGUGAGGAGGUCCGCUUCCAGAUGGGGGGCCACAUCUGCACAAUACAUUCAAAGCCCUCUUAUACCACUCGAAUCAUUGUGGCCUCCUCCAGAAGCGCCCUGGGAACUGUAGUUUGUUCAGGGUGCUGAGAGCCGUUAGGCGAUCCCAUACCCCUCACAGCGCUACAGUUCCCAAAGUUCUCUGGGGAAAGGGAUUAAGCCACUCUGGGAAUUGUAGCUUUGUGCGUGUGUCUCCUAACAACUGUCAGCACCCUUAAGAAACACUGGUUGUCAUUUUCUGUUUUAAAGCGCCGGGUGAAAACUUUCCGUUUUACCUCAGUCCCUUGGUUUGAAAGGUUUUUAAGUAUUUGUGGCCUCUUUUAGUAGGGAAGGAUCUGUAAGACCUGUCUUUUACUUGUGCAGAUGUGGGUUUUUAAGCUUUGGCUGUGUUUUAUCAUAAUUGAUGUUAGCAUUUCUGUUGCGCCUGUAAGUCACGGAGCCAUUUCCGCGAGGAAAACGACUAAAUGACAACAACAAACAAACUACAGUUCCAAAGAGCCUUUGGGGGAAGCAGGACCAUCCUAAGACAUUUUGCUGCCCAAAGUUAAUUUAAUUUUUUUUUUUUAAAAAAAUAAUAGUUAAAUUGAUAAUUAAUGGUUUCGAGUUAACUGUGGGCCUUAAGGUGAGCAUGGUUUCUGAUUGUACUAAAUUGCUAGUGUUAAUGAGAACGAAAAGGGAUUGUGGAGAUGUCUAAUCUCUUCAAACUGAGUGAACGGGCAAUAAAAUGUCAAAUGCAAUUCAGUGCAAACUAUAUAUACUCAUUGGGGCAAAAUGUUGUUGUUGGUGUUGUUGUUACAGUUUAUUACCUGCCCCUCUCCUUAAGGUCCCAGGGUGGCUUACAACAAAUAAAACACACCAUUAAUAUUGAAACACAAGAUUGCACAACACUAGAAACCCGUUUAAAGCAACUUAGAAUUACAAAAAUACAAAAUACAAAAAUAAGGAUGCUGACCGGGAACUGACCAGGAGCAUUUACAGUAAAUAGCUCGACGAAGGGUGCGGCAGCUGUGGGGAAAGGCAAAUUCCACCUAAGGGAUCAUGAAGAGAAAUUGGAAAUAAAACUGCCGCUCUCAUGACACUGUUAAACAAAUCCGUGGCAGUUCUGGUCUCCUCACCUCAAAAAGGAUAUUGUAGGUCCAGAAUAGGGCAACUGAAAUGAUGAAGGCGAUGGAGCAAAGAUUUUGAGGAAAGGGUACAAGGUUUGGGGUUUAGAGAAAAGCUGGCAAGUAAUAGGAGACAUAGUAAAGGUGUAAAAACUUAUUCAUGGUGUGAAGAAUGUGGAUGGGGAGACACACAUAUGCCCCAGUAGCACUAGACCUUGUAGGUCAGGCAUGUCCAACUGGACGUCUGUGGUAGAUAGUGGUAGAUCUCAGCUACCCUAAAAAAAGCUCAAUAACUUUGACCUGAUCUGACCUGAUCACUGCCAGUUUUUAAUUCUGUGAGUACCGGAUUUUUCGCUCUAGAGGACGCACCGGACCAUGGGACGGAGCCCUCUGUCUCGCUGUUCUGGCUUGGGAACAGACUUUCUAGCCUCUGCAGGGCAGCGGGGUGAAGGCACCCCGCUGCCCUGCAGAGGCUUUGCGCAGCUAACCCCAAGCAGUGCUCCGUCUCCCUGUUCUGGCUUUGGGCUUAGCGGCGCAGCCUGCAUUCGCUCUAUAGGACGCACACACAUUUCCCCUUAAUUUUUGGAGGGGAAAAAGUGUGUCCUAUAGAGUGAAAAAUACGGUAGAUUGCAGUCUCUUGGGAGUUGGCCACCCCUGUCGCUGGUGGACCAUGAAGCUAAAGAAAGUCCUUCUUCACACAGUGAAUUUGCUGCCCCAAAGGCAGCAAUGGCCUGGGAAUAAUUCGGCCACUUGCUCGUUGAGGCACUCUCCCUCCAUCUGGGCUCCAUCUGGGGAGGAAGGGCGGGGUAUAAAUUCACGAAAUAGUAACGAUCUUGACAAAGCAAAAUAAAAUGCUCGCUGCUAUUUUCAGGGCCCAGGGAUGUUCCAUGUGGUGACCGUAAAUUUCCCCGACGCUGAGCACGCGGUGAGCAGGAGCGCAGAAAGGCAGCUUGGGAGGCCCGUCAAGGAGGAAGUUGAAGAAGACGACCACUCCGUGGGUAAGGGAUUCUCCUGACCGAGGAGCAAAGUGGCUCACCUGUAGCCUGUCAGAUGCUGCUGGAGCACAGCUCCCGUCAUCCCUGAACAACAGCCAGGCUGGCUGGGGGCUGAGAGGAGUUGGAGUCCCGGAAUGAGGAACCCAAUGUCUUCCAGGCACUGCUGGACUACAGCUUCCGUAAACUCUGGCCAUCUGAAGUGCUGCUGUUAAGCCAUUCCUGCUGUGUAGAUUUGCAGAGUCGGAAGGGCCUUCAAGGGCCAUCUAGUCCAACCCCUUGUGAUGCAGGAAUCUUUUGCACAACAUGAGACUCGAACCCAUGACUCCGGGAUUAAGAGUCUCAGGCUUUACCGACUGAGCUAACCCAGCAGCUGCAUAUGUGUGUGUCAAAACUCAGGAGUCUUGAGACCUGGUUUAUACCAAACGUGCAGGUGGGUUGUAUGUUUAUUUCGGAGCAAACACUUCGAGCUACAGAGGGGUUCAGAUGGGCACGUUUUCCCCAUUUGUACAUCGUUCAUGCCCGUCAGGGAUUAGCCCUGCCCAGACCUUGACCCUUAAGAAGAAGCAGAUCUCCACACUGCCCUGAGAAGCCAUUGGAUUUAGACGUCGCUGCACCCAGUGAUGGACACUGGGGUCUCCAGUUUCAGCAGCGCCCUGUGCAGUGCCCAAAUUCAGUGCUCCCUUAAAAGGGUAACAGGGCUUAGUGAGCGGGGAGAGUCUGUGGCAGAGAGUAGCCCAGAAUCAGGCAGAAGCUGAAGCAGGAGAGGAGGAAGGACAAGAGGCAGAGAUGGGUCAGGCUGAUGAAGAGGCACAUGUAUCUCCCGCUCCUGCUGCCAGAAGCUCCCCUCUGAUUCCCAGAACCAGGAGAGGCAUGAAGCAGGGGAAGCAAAGGCUGGCACGCAGGCACAGUCUCCGAUUGCUUAGGGAGAACCCUGGAGAGGAGGCACAGACCUUCAGCCUCGGCAACUGCUUCACGGGGCCAAGACCUGCGUUGCUGUGCUCAUUAGGCUCAACACUCAUGUGUGGAUCCUGUUUUGCUAAUAAAAGGUUUUGCUAAUAUAGGGACUCAGGUGGCAUUGUGGUCUAAACCACUGAGCCUCUUGGGCUUGCUGAUUAGAAGGUCGGCAGUUCAAAUGGGUGAGCUCUUAUUUCCCUAUACCGGCUUCUGUCAGCCUAGGAGUUUGAAAGCGUGCUAGUGCAAGUAGAUAAAUAGGUACCACUGUGGCGGGAAGGUAAACAGCGUUUCCAUGCGCUCUGGCUUCCGUCACAGAGCUGCCUGUGGACAAACGCCAGCUCCCUCAGCCUGAAGCGAGAUGAGCGCCGCAACCCCAUACAGUGGUACCUCGGGUUAAGAACUUAAUUCGUUCCGGAGGUCCGUUCUUAACCUCAAACUUUUCUUAACCUGAAGCACCACUUUAGCUAAUGGGGACUCCUGCUGCCGACGCACCACCGGAGCACGAUUUCUGUUGUCAUCCUGAAGCAAAGUUCUUAACCCGAGGUACUAUUUCUGGGUUAGUGGAGUCUGUAACCUGAAGUUUCUGUAACCUGAAGCAUCUGCAACCCGAGGUACCACUGUAGUUGCCUUUGGCUGAACGUAACUGUCCAGGGGUCCUCAGUGUGAUUUACUGCUGACUCGCUCCUGUCAGACCCCGAGGGACAUCUAGUCCAACCCCCUACGACGCCUGCUUUCUGCAGGGGUACACAAACCUAACUUGUGUUCGGAUUGUCUUUUUUUCUUCCAGCAGAUGAUGGGCAAAUCAACGAGAAUGAGGCGAACAGGUGGAAAACCCUUCAGGGAGCUGAAUCUCACGGGCUCUCGGCAGAUGGGACGGAAUCCGCCGGCCGUUUCCGUGAAAUGGAAGAGAGCUACAAGGGUCAGGGCGGGCCCGAGGGGCAUCACGAGAACGGCCCAGAAGGGGCCACCACGGAAGGGCCCCCGCCGGGAGAGAAGCAGUCGCUGUGCUCCAACUGCGGGGGGAGUUUCAACCCCAGCUCGGGGUUCCUCGGGCCGGAGGGCUUCCCUCCGGGGGCCAACCCCUACAAGUGCUCCGUGUGCGAGAAGAGCUUCUGCCAGGUGGCCAAGCUCAUCGCCCACGAGCGCCUGCACACGGGCGACUGGCCCUACAAGUGCUCCUUCUGCGGGAAGAGCUUCAACCGCAGCUCGGACGUCUCCCGGCACGAGAGGAUCCACACGGGCGAGAAGCCCUUCAAGUGCGCCACGUGCGAGAAGUGCUUCAGCCAGAGGUCCAAGCUGAUCGUGCAUGAGCGCUUCCACACGGGCGACAAGCCCCACACGUGCUCCUACUGCGGCCGGAGCUUCCACCAGAGGUCGGACCUGGUCAAGCACGAGAGGAUCCACACGGGCGAGAAGCCCUACAAGUGCUCCGACUGCGGCGGCAGCUUCCACCGCAGCUCGGACCUGGUGAAGCACAAGUGGAUCCACACGGGCGAGAGGCCCUACAAGUGCUCCACGUGCGAGAAGAGCUUCCGCCAGCGCUCCGCCCUCCUCUACCAUGAGAGGACGCACACGGGCGAGAAGCCCUACACCUGCACCGCCUGCGGCAAGGGCUUCAGCUGCAAGGCUCACCUCGUGCUCCACAAACGGACCCACACCGGCGAGAAGCCCUACAAGUGCAACUUCUGCGGGAAGAGCUUCACCACCAGCUCGUACUUCGUGAAGCAUCAGAGGAUGCACCUAGGGCAGGAGGCCUUGCCCGUGCUCUGA